AGUUCGCUCUACAAGGGUUUCAUGGGGUGCACCAGCCGUGCAUCCCUGCACAUUAAUCGAAUAGGUUGUGGGAUGUUGGCGCAUGUUCGGCGCCUCCUGAGGCUACAUUGCCUUUUUUCAACUACUCGUCGCGGCCUGCCCUAUACAGCAUUUAUAACUUAGCAAAAGUGUGAAAAAAAGAUGUAGUCUGGGUGGCCGGAUAUUCGGUAGGGCAGACGCGGUGCUAUGUGUGGCGUUGGUACACAUGUCGGCGCCGCCCGUUGAGGCUACGAGUCAGCAGACAUAUAUUAUGAUAGAGCGUCACUCAGACAAAAUUUACACUACCAAAGUUCGGCGAGGUAAAAUCAUUCGCUUGGUACAAGAAAGGUAUUUACGCUUCGACAUCUCCUGCCGAAUCCGCGAAUGCACCCUGUGCAAGCCUCUUCCGACAGACGUAAAUGCGUCGGCCCUACCGCGGCAUCUCUCUCUAGGUGCUUCGCACUUCCUCGUGCCCGACAUGAACUUGCUGCUAAAUCAUUUGGAGCUCUUCGAGCGUCCGGAAAUUCGCUACAUUAUUGCGAGCCAGACGAUCUUCGACAAGCUGUACGAGCGGCGAGGCUACAGCGCGCGCGCCCUCGUUCAACGCCUCCGCUCUAUUUUGGUAGACACUCGUCGGUUGAGUAUCUUGUUCGACAAUGAACACUUCGUCGACACCUUCUUUGAUGACGCGACCUCCUGUUCGGGUUCAGAUCACGUUUCAGCUUCGAUUCUAGCGCUGGCCAAAUGGUACCAGCGACACCUUUCGCAGAUAUUUCAGCAACCUGCUGAUAUCCCGUCCCCCCGCGUCAGCGACCGCACCAUAGUCAUCUACCUCACUGACAGCCCGGAGUGGAUUCGACGCGCUCGAGAGGCCGGAGUCGUGGCUCAGACGCUGGGCCAGUACUUGGACAACUACUUCGAGUCAAGCAAAAACCUGCGCGAGUUGUACGACUCGUUGACCCAGACCUUUACUGGAAAAGAACUCAGGCCCCCGACGACCGACGAAGAAUUGCCUGAAAAGGUGAGCGACGUCAAAACUGGGUUCUGCGCUUACUGGGAAGACGACGUGCUUGAAGCUGGACAAAAGUCCCAAAGUCUAUAUAAAGGUAAAUUGUGUGUGGACAACUAUAAUUCAAAGGAGGCCUGGAUCACGCUCUCCCACCCCUCGUCAAUAGGAGAUUGCAUAUUCAUUUCCAACACGACCUACAGGAACCGCGCGAUAGACCAAGACAUCGUCGCCGUGGAAAUUCUGGACAAGUCUCUGUGGACGCUUCCCGCGGGCUUCGAACUGGAUAAUUUCCGCGACCAAUCCGACUCGGCUUCCCGUCGCUCGGCCGCUCCGCCCAGCGUCCAAAGAAGCGGCCGAUCGGUCCCUUGCGGCCGCGUCGUUGGUGUAUUCGAGAGGAAAUGGCGUCCCUACGUCUGCACGCUUCUACUCGACGAUUCUACCGCCCAUUUGGACAGCGGCUGGGUAACCGCCGUCCCUUGGAACUCCAGAAUCCCUAAAAUCCGCAUAUACACACGCCAAUACAAAGAGUUAGCUAAUUCCCGCAUUUCGGUUCGUAUCGAUAAAUGGGACGUCACGAGCUUCUAUCCGCAGGGUCACUACAUCGAAAAUCUGGGGCCCAUCGGCCACUACGAGACGGAAAUCAAGGUUUUGCUGAAGGAAUACGACGCCGAAACCACUGAAUUUUCCAUGAACGCCCUCGCGGAGCUCCCGCCAGUCUCCGAUCUUCCAUGGCAGCCACCUGGUACCGCGGCCGACCUGUCCAAACGGCGCGAUCUACGCUCCAUGAGGAUUUUCUCUAUCGAUCCCUACGACUGCCAAGACAUCGACGACGCGCUGUCUUGUUGCAAGCUCCCUAAUGGGAACACGCAAGUGGGCGUCCAUAUUGCCGACGUGUCCAACUUCAUCAAGCCUAACACCCCGCUCGACCUCGAAGCCAGGUCUCGCGCCACCAGCAUCUACUUGACCGGCCGGCGUAUCGACAUGCUUCCCUCUAUUCUCAGCGAACACAUCUGUUCCCUCCGCCGCCAACUCGAUCGAUUCGCCAUCAGCAUCAUCUGGGAGAUGGACCCCUACGCCAACAUCGUCAACACGUGGUACGGACGCACCUUGAUUCGCUCUUCCCACGAACUGAGCUACGAGCAGGCUCAGGCAAUUUUGGACCAUUCCACCAUUUCUCCUCCACUUUCCUACGCCGACAAAAAAUCUCUGGCCCUUCUCCGAUCGGAUCUGCUGGAGCUCCGGCGUCUCUAUCGCAUCAUCAGGUCUCGCCGCAUCAACAAAUGCGCCCUAGAGCUCGACAGCUCCGAGGUCAAAAUCCAACUCAACUCCGAAAAACAGCCCAUCUCGAUCUCCAUCAAGGAACCCCUCGAAACCAGCAGAAUGAUCGCCGAAUAUAUGAUACUGGCCAACACCGAUAUCGCCAGGUACAUCUACACUCAUAGACCUCAGAUAGCUCUUCUUCGUUGUCAUCCCAUACCCAAAGAAGAAAACUUCGAGCAGCUUAUCGCCAUGGCUAAAGUCCAUGGAUUCCAGAUAGAUCACCGAUCAAACGCUUCUCUUGCCAAAUCUCUCAACUACGCCGCUCUCCACGGCGGGAAAAUUUUCGGCCGCAUCCUGCGCUCUAUGGCGACGAUGGCCAUGUCAUGUGCAGAAUACGUCUUUUCUGAAGUUGUUCACACAAACAAUCGCCUUUUUAACACUCACGGCCGACCAGCAGACUCGUUUUAUCACUACGGGCUCGCCACAGACCUCUACACUCACUUCACCUCUCCCAUCCGUCGCUACGCCGAUAUAAUCGUUCACCGCAUUCUACUGGACAUACUGGACACCACUCCUUCUCAACCCGCGCCGUCCCAUCCCAGCAUAUCCUCUCUAACCGCCCUCUCCGACCAUCUGAACUCCAAAACGCUCAAAGCCAAACAAGUCCAACGCAAGUCCACCGAGCUCUUCCAGGCCUUGUACUUCAGUCUGUACGCCGACCAACACACCAAAGAAAACGCCGUCAUUGUCUCAAUCAAACCGAACGGCUUCCUCGUCUACUUGUUCAAGUACGGCUUCAAAGCCCCUGUCUACCUCGAAGACUCUAGUGGCGCCAUUCAAAUACCAAACAACGCCUUCUCCCUAGAUCCCUCCAGCUACCAAUCCAAAAUCACAGUCAAAUCCUAUGAGUGCGCCGAAGACCAUUCCAUGAUGCUUAUGCAUACCAACAUGGGCACGUUUUCUAUCAGCAUCUUCGACUCUCUAACCGUCCGCGUCAACGUCGUCCAGUCUCGUCUGCGCAGCCCCUCCAUUAAAUUAGAACUCAUUCACUUCGGCGCGGACAUCGAACUAGACAGUUCCUUCCAAGACUGCUCUCGCACCUUUGUUUCUCCUCACGUCGACGGACAGCUCUCAGCUCCAGCCUCCCAAAACCCCCUCCCCCCGAUCGACGCGUCCAGCUCGCCGGAACUCAGCAACUCCAGCCUUUCGUCACUCAAAAACAGCCCACUGUUCCUCGGCCUCGUCGACUUCGAAAAGUAUCAACAGAAUGCUGGAAAGAAUUUGUAUUGGCUGCUCGACCGCCUGUUGAAAUCGAUCAUCGAUCCCCCCAGAGCGAAGUCCGCCGCCCUGAUCAGCUUCCGAGAAGACAUCCUAAGCAUCACCAAACUCGUACCUGUCGCUAAAAAGAGCGUCGGACGUCGCGUGUUUCAAAAAGAUCAAUUCGAUUUUUCUGACUCUUGUUCUUACAAUGAAGAAGACAACCAAGAACCCGAUUCCCACAUCACCCUCCACCAAGGCAUUGAAAGAGUAGAAUUCGAAUACCGAAUUCAAGCCGUCUCCCUGAAGGCCGAGAAGGACUUUAAAUCUAAGCAAAUUCAGAUAGCAAAAAGCAGAUACAAGCCUAGACACUAAAAAAAGAAAACUGUCAAUCUAAACAUAUUAUACAUAAUAAAAGCAUCCUUCUGUCAAAGCGUUU
This is a messenger RNA of Schistocerca gregaria, 3983 nucleotides long. RefSeq lists its product as uncharacterized. Gene Ontology annotation, cellular component: exosome (RNase complex). Lineage: Eukaryota; Metazoa; Arthropoda; Insecta; Orthoptera; Acrididae. The transcript is spliced from 3 exons. The coding region runs from base 245 to 3919 and encodes 1224 amino acids. Gene Ontology annotation, molecular function: RNA binding; 3'-5'-RNA exonuclease activity. The record is from RefSeq and is a predicted model, not a curated record.